Molecule: messenger RNA, 2082 nt
Organism: Leptopilina boulardi
Lineage: Eukaryota; Metazoa; Arthropoda; Insecta; Hymenoptera; Figitidae
Gene: shams
Product: glucoside xylosyltransferase 2
Exons: 3
Coding region: 355-1440 (361 amino acids)
Biological process (GO): protein O-linked glycosylation via N-acetylgalactosamine
Molecular function (GO): UDP-xylosyltransferase activity
Source: RefSeq, a predicted model, not a curated record
AAGGAGUAAAACUAUAGUGAACUGUAUAGUAAACUUUGCUCAAGAAGUUUAAUUUUCUUGUCUAUUGCUUUAAUUUAAUUCUCUUCCUCAUUUACAAUGAUUUGGAUUUUUUAUAACGAGACAAAAGUUUGAUUUGCAUUAUAAGGUGAGAAAUAAAGAAAAUAAUGCUGCUUGGAAAUGUUUUCCUAACAAAUAUGCCAAUUUGUAAACAAAUACAAUUUGAGAUUUGAUAUUUUUUUUACAAAUUUUGAAUUAAAUUACUCUUUUUCAUUAAAUAUGUCAUACUGUCAUUUGGAGCCAAAUUACAAGAUCAUCAUUAGUUAAUAAUGAGAUACAUGGAAGUAUCACGAAAUAAUGAAGUCGAUAUACAGAGCAUUUUGCUUAUGCCUUGCGUUUGUGACAUUAUUAAUUUUAUUGAGAAUUUAUGACAUUCGAACGAGGCCAAGCACAGCGUUUUCAAAAUCGACUAUUGUUUUUGAAAAAAAAAUCCAAGAGAACGAGGAAGUUGUAAUAUGUGUUGUUGCUUGUGGAGAUCGAUUAGAAGAAUCAUUAACAAUGAUGAAAUCUGCCUUAAUCUUCACUAAACGAACGCUUCGUUUUAUUGUUAUUUCUGACAAUAAUUUGAUACAAGCAUUUACAGAGAAAUUGUCCGAUUGGCAAGAAUUUUAUAAUAAAACAUUUAAAUUUGUCGUUAGACCUGUUGAAUUUCCUGUUGGUGAUAAUGUUAUAUGGAGGAAACUAUUUAAACCAUGUGCUGCUCAACGAUUGUUUCUUCCAACUUUGCUCAAUGAUACGGAUUCCGUUCUUUACAUGGAUACAGAUACAUUGUUCCUCUCGCCACCAGAAUUAGUUUGGGAUGAAUUUCAAAAUAUGAAUUCAAGUCAAUUAGCUGCAUUAAGUCCAGAACAUGAGGAUCCAAAUGUCGGUUGGUAUAAUCGAUUUGCUAAGCAUCCAUUUUAUGGAAAACUUGGUGUUAAUUCAGGUGUAAUGCUAAUGAAUUUGACGCGUAUGAGAAAUUUUCGAUGGUUAGAAUAUGUUGUGCCAAUAUUUAAACAAUAUCAAUUGAAAAUAACAUGGGGUGAUCAGGAUAUAAUUAAUAUUAUUUUCUAUUAUCAUCCUGAAAAAUUGUACGUUUAUUCCUGUCGUUAUAAUUAUAGACCAGAUCAUUGUAUGUAUAUGUCAGUUUGUAAUGAUGUUGAGAAAAAAGGUGCAUUUGUAUUACAUGGUUCAAGAGGUAUGUUUCAUUCACAAAGACAACCAACGUUUAAAUCUGCAUUUAAAGCAAUUCAAGAAUAUCAGCUUAAUACUGAUCCAUAUGAAAAUUUUUUAUUACCAAUGAAAAAUUAUUUAUCACUCGAGGAUACUUCAAAUUGUGGUAAAGUAUUGGGUGCUUUUCUUGUUCAACCUGAAUUACAUUUACAUUCUAAAUUGGGGAAUUGAUAAUUAAAUUAUUGAAAAUGAUAUUGUAGAAAGAAAAUUUUCUAAAAUAUUGUGAUAGUGAUAAAUAAUUUUUUUUCUUUACUUUGUAUUAUAUUAAGAAUUAUCUUUAGGGGGAAAAAAAAAUAUAUUAAGAAAGAAAUAGUAUAGAAUAUUUAAUAGAUUUAUAUUUUUUCUUUCUUUCGAGGAUUUAUAACAAAUUACCAAUCGAUAUUAUUAAAAAUAUAAAAAAAUUAAUCAUGUUAAAUUUAGGAAAAAUAUUCUAAACAAAGUAUAAAAAGCAAGAUUCUCAAUAUUAGAUUUUAUUUAAAAAAAAUAAUUUCGAAAUAGGUGCUAUAACUUUUUUUCUUGUACUUAGAGUAUAUUAUGUUUAUCUUGUUUGUAUAUAGAUAUAUUUUAUUUUAUAACGAAUAGAAACGGUGAAUUCAUUUUUGUAUUGUGACUGUGAUUUUUUUUUUAUAUCAUCUUUUAUAUAUAGUAAUACUAUAUUAUUACAUAAUAUUACAAUUAAGACAUUUAUGAAUAUUGUAAAGAAUAUUGGUGCCAAGAAGGCUUCUAAAGCCUUGAAAAUUUUUUUUUUGAUAUAUUGUGAAAACAAAAAUUGUUAAUUAGUCGAAUUUGUAUUGUUUUUGAAUUUAAAAAAAA